This is a messenger RNA of Fundulus heteroclitus (mummichog), 6894 nucleotides long. RefSeq names its product lymphocyte antigen 75 (gene ly75). The record is from RefSeq and is a predicted model, not a curated record. Gene Ontology annotation, molecular function: signaling receptor activity. Lineage: Eukaryota; Metazoa; Chordata; Actinopteri; Cyprinodontiformes; Fundulidae. The transcript is spliced from 36 exons. Bases 49 to 5256 code for a protein of 1735 amino acids.
GACAGUCGGGAGAACUGCCUUAAAGAAAACCUACCGCCUGCCAUAAACAUGCUGAAGCUGAGCGCAGCGGCACUUUGUCUUUGUUUGUUGACGUCCGUCCUCCGGGGGGCUUGUUCAGCGGACAGCGUCCAAAGCUCCGAUGAAGAUGCCUUCACCAUUCAGCACUCCGCCACAGGUAAAUGCAUGGGAACGGGGACCUCCAAAAACUUGACCGUCGCCCCCUGCAACUCCACCCUCAGAUCCCAGCUGUGGAAGUGGGGCUCGGGUGACCGGCUCUUCCACGUGGACACGUCUCUCUGCCUGGCGCUGAACGUCGAGUCGAAGAUGCUCUCCCUGGUCGACUGCGGCUCCAGUAGCCCUCUGUCGUGGCGCUGCCUCGGCGGGAUGGUGUACACCAUCUAUCAGAUGGAGCUGACAGUCGCCAAAGACAAAGUUGGCCUCAAACGGGACUCCAAUGACAGCUGGGUUCGAGGAGGAUCCCGGGACAACAUCUGCCGGAGGCCUUACCGUGUUGUUCACACCACCAGAGGGAACUCUGCGGGAGCUCCAUGCGAGUUCCCCUUCAAGUACAACAACAGCUGGCACCAUGGGUGCAUUCCUGACGCAGAGGACCCGCGGAUGUCCUGGUGUGCCACGUCCCCAGACUACGACCAUGAGAAUAAGUUUGGGUACUGUCUAAUACCUGAGGAGGGUUGCCAGACCCUGUUCUCCGGGCCAGCCCAGGGACCCUGCUACGAGUUUGUUUCCGGCGCCGCCGUGACCUGGCACGAAGCUUUGCACUCGUGUCGCAGUCAGGGAGCCGACCUUCUCAGCCUGUCGGAGACCGAUCUCAACUCCAGCGCCUUGUUGGACGGCCUCCGGCAGAUGCCCGAGAAGAUGUGGAUCGGCCUUCACCACUUAGACGUUUCCCAGGGGUGGCAGUGGUCAGACGGCUCCCCUCUUUACGUCUUGCGCUGGGAGGAAGAAAUGCCACUCUUCGGACUUGUUGAGUCGGACUGCGGCGUCUUGAAUUCCAGACAGAAAUACGAGUCCAAGUCUUGCAACAAGCGGCUGCCGUACGUCUGCAAGAAGAGGGUGAAAGCGUCUGACGCCACAGCCGCAGACCCUCUGGUAGACAACCAGACGGUGUGUGCAGAGGGCUGGGUGCCGUGGAACGGCUGGUGUUACAAGUUGAUAAGCGACGCCGCCGAAAAGAGGAGCUUUCCAGAUGCUCAAGAGUACUGCAACAGCACCGAGGGAGGAGCGCAUCUAGCCAGCUUCCACUCCUUCGACCACAUCGAGAUGAUCAGCACGUAUUUCCCGGCAGAGGAGAGCUUUGCUGGCACAUGGAUUGGCCUCAGGGGUUACGGGUCAAACGCCACCAUCUUCAGGUGGACCGACCAGGAGCCCGUCAACUUCACCUACUGGGACUACGACCAACCCAUCCAGCAUGCCCAGGAUGUCACCUGUGUCUUCUACUAUCAGGAGACUCAUGGCUGGCGGGUCGGAGAUUGCUCCAACAAGCUGUCUUUCAUGUGUCAGAAGAAAGGAGACUUCAACGAGUCGGGAACACAGGCUGGAUGUAACUAUAAAGAUGGUUGGAGGAGGCAUGGCAACUCCUGCUAUCUGGUACAGACCGAGCAAGUACCCUUCAAAAACCACUGCAACGUCACUAUAAGAAACAGGUUUGAGCAGGCCUUCAUCAACCGUCUGCUCGCGGAGCACAUCAGCAAAGAACCGCAGUAUUUCUGGAUAGGCCUGCAGGACAUCAAGAGCACAGGAGAGUACCAGUGGAUGAACCAGGAUGACUCCUCGGGCGCGGUCACAUAUACAAACUGGGGCUGGUUUGAACCCGAGCAGGAUGGAGGGUGCGUCGUGAUUUCGACAGAAAAACCUUUAGGCAAGUGGGAGGUGAAGAACUGUACCCUUUUUAAAGCCGGGACUAUCUGUAGAAGAGACCUCGAGCCGCCGCCUCCACCAGAACCAGAGCCAGAUCCUAAUGCGACCUGUGCUGAUGGAUGGAUGUCUGGGCUAAACAGUAAACACUGCUACAAGGUGUUUCACGAAGAGCGGCUGAGCAGGAAACGCUCCUGGGAGGAAGCCAGGAGGUUCUGUCAGGCUUUGGGCGCCAACCUGCCCAGUUUCACAAGCCUAACAGAGAUGACAGCCCUGCACAGCAUUCUGAGGAAUUCAAUCAGUGACGAUCGGUACUUCUGGGUUGGCCUGAACAGGAGGAAUCCAGCCGAUCAGUCCUGGCAGUGGAGCGACGGCCGACCUGUACCCUUGGAUAUUUUACACCACGAGUUCCAUGAGGACGACGCGUACAACAGAGACUGCACCGCUUUCAAGACAAUGAAGAGAACCUUAACACACGUGCUGCUGUUCUUUCAUGACAUACACCUCCCGCCGUUCUUCGCCACGCCGUUUCACUGUGACGCGCGGCUGGAGUGGGUCUGCCAGAUCCCCCGCGGAAUUGCACCAAAGAAUCCCGAGUGGUACAGGCCUGACGGGCACCAUGAGACCUCCGUCUUCAUGGAUGGAGCCGAGUUCUGGUUUGUAACGGAUCUCAAGCUAACUUUCGAUCAAGCAACGCUCUAUUGCAAUUUAAAUGGCAGCAAGCUGGCUGCCCCAGCAACCAUGAGCGCAGCCGCGAAGAUCCAGGAAAAGCUUUUAUCUGUGGCAGAGUCAAAGGAUCAGAAGUGGUGGAUUGAUAUGACGAACUUUGGGCAACUAUUCCCCGCUCGCUUCAGGUACAGGUUUUACCGUCCCGACAUUUUGGGCCGAUGCACUUCCAUCCGUCCAGAGAGGCCUUUUCCGGAAACCGAUCAAAGUUGCCUGCAGAAAAAUCCAUUUGUGUGUGAAAGGCACAACGUGACGUCGGUGGAGAAAAACCCAGAUAAAGGCCAUCCUGAAGCAUUACCGUGUGAAAACGGCUCCGUCACCUUCAGGGAUAAGUGCUACACUCUGAUGAACAUGAGCUCUGUAACGUUCAAACUCGCCAAUGAAGAAUGCCAGUCUGUGAGGGGAACCCUGGUCUCUAUAUCAGACCAGGUGGAACAAGACUUCAUCAACACUCUCCUGCCGAGGUUGCAACCAAUGGAGAGAAUAUGGAUCGGUCUGAGAAUCAAGCAGAGCAGCACAGAAUGGGUGGAUCAGAAGGACCCAGUUAACUACAUUAAUUUCAACCCCCUGAUUCUGGGCAUGCACAGGGCCGUGGGAGUCAAUAGAUUGGAUCCGGAGAGUUCAGCCAUUUGCGGUUUCCUGAUCAACAAUCCCGACUCGGACAUGCUGGGGAGCUGGGACUACGCUCCCUGCUCUCACACUCAGAAUCUGGGCAUUUGCCAACACUAUACAGAUCCAGUGGAGAAGCCAGUUACCCCUGAAGAGGGUGAUAGUUUUUCACCUUUCCAGGUCCAUAACUACACCUUCCAGUUGGUCCUCAAAAAUAUGACCUGGCCUGAUGCUUUAGACCAAUGCAAGAGUAGAAAAAUGUAUCCGGCCAGGGUUCCCGACGCCUUCAUACAGUCCCACCUCAGUGUGAACGUGCAUCGCGCAGGAACCCCCAUGUGGAUCGGCCUUUACAGUGAAGAUGCUGGGCUGCACUACCGGUGGACCGACCACAGUCACACCCUGUUCAGUCGAUGGUCUCCGGACAAAACCAGCGGAUCGUGCGUGUACCUGGACACAGACGGUUUCUGGAAAGCCACAGAAUGCGAGGAUAUGCUUGGAGGCGUCAUCUGCUACAAAUCGCCCGAUGAGGUCAUUGCCUCGCCGGAGCGCCCUACUACAAAGUGCCCUCACAACAUCAACGGCCCAAACUGGAUUCCCUGGGGGAACAACUGCUACACCUUCCAGCUCGGCCAAGACAGAUGGGAAGGUUUUCACAGGGGAAACGUUGAGAAAACCUGCCAAAAACUUCAUGCAAACGCUUCCAUCCUGACCAUCAGGAGCGAGCAGGAGAACAGGUUCAUCGCGGGCAAGCUCGAGCCGUAUAAAAGCCUGGUCCAGUUUGUUUGGCUGGGGAUGUUCAAAAAUCAGGAUAACCAGACCAUGUGGUACGAUGGCACCAAUGUCCAGUACUCCAACUGGGCCGGAGGCCGACCUGAUCUAAAUGGCACCUCCAUCGCUCUGCUCGCCUCUGACGGCACCUGGAUGCUAAAACCAGACAAACCACACCUAUUUGAGAAUUUCAGGCAAAAGUCCAUUGUUGUCUGCAAGCUGGAUAACGAGUCCAAAAAGGAGUACAAGCGUUCAACCAAGGACCUGAGGGUCUACAACAGCCUGUCACAUGAGGUCAUCACCAACCCGCUGACCUGGUAUCAGGCGCUGGAGGAGUGUCGUAAGCGCGGCGGACACCUGGCAAGUGUUCGUGACCCAAAGCACAAGGAUCACCUGAAGCUCAUCGCCAAGACGGACGGCUUCCCGCUCUGGAUUGGCCUGUCGGACCAGGAUGUCAGUGGCUCAGCGUUCGAGUGGUCAGACGGGAUCAAGUUUGAGAACAAUUUAGAUAUCAAAGAAUCGCUGACGGACUUCAGCUUAAAGCAGGCCAAUUGCGUUCUGCUAAACCCCGCCGGAGACUGGGUGAAAACCAGCUGUGACACCAAACAGGACGGCGCCAUCUGCUACACCACCAACACAACAACGCCGUCCCAAAGUGCCAAGCUGCAGACUGCCGACCGCUGCCCUCAGAGCGACGGGGCGUCCAAAUGGGUCCAGCAUCAGGACCACUGUUACUUAUUCGAUGGGAGCUUCUUUAACUACAGCGUCUACAGCAUGCAACAGGCCAAGACAAUCUGCCAGGAGUUGGAUGCUGACCUACUGACGAUCACGACCAAACAGGAGAACGACAUUUUGAACGAGUACCUCAUCGCUGACCCUCUCAUCACCAGUCGAGUGUGGCUCGACGUCAAAGUGGAUUCUCAAGGUAACCCUGUGUCUGGAAUCGGCUCCACUCUGUCUUACACGAACCUGAAGCUCGAGAUGCGGCCUCCGCAGAGGCAGCAGGGGCUGAACUGUGUUGUCAUGAUAGCGGGAGACGGUGGAGGCUGGAAACUGGCCAGCUGUGAGUCCACCAAGAGCCGUGUGGUCUGCAAAACUCAAGCGAAGUCGGGAGGCUCUCCUGUGGCGCUGGGAUUCUUCAUCGUGGUCCUCCUCGCUCUCCUCUUCGCCGUCGGCUUUAUCAUCUACAAGAAGAGGCGGUCUUACUUCUCCUCGGCGGUGCGCUACACGAGGACCUUCAACGAUGCAGACACCACCAGCAUAAUAACGGAUGAAUGAGCCCGUCUCAGUGCUCGGCCUCAGGGACUACUCGCGUGCCUGCGUUAUGCGGAUUCUGCUACUCAACAAGACGGGAUGCGGCCUUCCCAGAGUUUUUAUUAUUUAUUUUUUCUCGCUCUUGCCUUAAAAAAAAAAUUAUCCUUACAAUUAUGUUAAGAUCUGUAAAUAUUGUUUUGGAAAGCUGAACCCAGCCGUGUGCAGCUGAAAGCCUGAGAGUCCCGAUGUCAGAGAGGAGAUUCGCGUAGAACCAGAGCAGGUUUUAGGAGGAUGGAGUUUUUAGAUAAUUUCUCUGAGAAGUGGUGGGGGGGGGGAAAGUCCCCCGACGAGUUUUAUGGGACUUUAUGGCCCACCGACAAGCUGCAAACGUCACACAACUGCUGAUGUUUGAUGGGGUUCAUUAGGGAGUAUUUCUGAGGAUCACACCAUUAAUUUGGCUCACUGAAGUGAUACCCAGACUAUGGGAUGGAGAGAAAUGAUGAACCUCUCACGUUUACAAAGGCAGCAGACAUAUCUGAGUACCGGUCUGCAGUAUUCCUCUCAGAUCUUUUACCACGAUGACGUGUACCCCUCCCUUUCCAUUGAUGCAACCUUUUAAUCUGCGACCCAUGCGCGCACAGAGCCUAAACAGGAAAGGAAAACCAUUCCCAUCGUCAUAUUGUCUAUCAGCUGUGAAAGUUUUAGGUAUUAGCCCUGCUAUGUCAGACCCCGUUAGACCCCCCCCCUCCCCCCCAUUCGGUCCUAACAGGGGUUGAAACGCACCGACAGGUGAGCCACUUCAAACUACGACAAACCAAACUUGCGGUUCUUUCUGUGAAUAGAAACUUGCUCAAACUCAUGCGUCCCACUCACAGACCGUGGGCACCUUCAACUACAGCCCGAGUGUUUUACAGAAGAACUGCUUCACUUCCAUGUGCUGUCACACACCCAGUUAGAAUGAAGAAGCUGCAAGCUGUGGGUUUUAUUAAAAGAUGUAUUUAUAUAUGUAUAAUUGGGGCGGGGAAGGGAGUUUCCCCAUGUUGUCGUGUCCACUGGGACUAAGGUUCACUUUUCGAGGUUAAAUGCUCAGCGAUCUCAAACGGGAAGAAAAUCCAGUUUGUUCAUUUUAAUUACAGGUGAACCGUGUCUUUCAACGGCUGAACAAAAUGAACAGUUUCUGUUUUGCGUUAACAACGCAGUAGUUGUCAGCAUAUGGAUGACAUCUCUGUACUGAUUAACUAAGAGCAACGAGCACUGCCUCAGCCUAAAACGUAUCGCCACCCGUCUGCAUCCUUUCUGCAGCUCUGCCUUAUCUAUGCACAUAACUACUGAUCAAGAGUGCACUUUAAUGUGUUUGGGGAGGGGGUGGGAGGAUCCCCUUCUGUAAGCACAAGGUUUUGAGAUGAUUGACGUUUAGACUGUACUAUUUACUGUCAAUGCUUUGUAUAUGUGUCGUGUUUUUUUUUUUUGUUUUGCUUUUUUCAUUAAAGUGAACCAAAGAUGGCACGUGAAUGUUAAAAGCUGCUCUUUAUUAGCAGCUGCCUUAGUUUGACUUGUUAACCAAUAUCAAAAUGCAAGCUGUUGAUUUUACUUCUAUGGUCUGAGAAGAAACUAAUUUUUAAUCCGGUACAGUAGCCUUUCAAAUAAAAUUUCCUCUUUGAA